UUCUUCUUCUUCUUCAUUCUACAACGUCUUUGACCUUAAACUUCUUCCUUGCCAAGCCAACACGCUUCUUAUUUCCUUUCUACAAUCAAAACAACACACCUUUCUUAUAUCUUAUAUCUAAGUUCAGCUACCCUUGUCAUAGUUUUCAUCAUUAAACUGCUUCAUACACACAUAUUUGUUGCACUUGCACAACCACAACAAAAGUUAGUUAGUUACUGCCUUCACAUGUUUUCAUUGUUGGUUGAUGAAUCAUGGGUUCCAAGAGGCCACUUGUGAUGACAUCAGCUCCUGAUAAUAACUACCAACAGGACCUGCCCAUUACUCCUGAACUUCCAAAAUCAAAGUCAGGUUCCAGCAACGUUUUCAACCCACUUGAGAACACUCUCCACUCGUCAUCACACAGAAGUUCCAUGUCCAUUCACUCUUCUGGGAGCAGGAGCAACAACUCUAUCCUCGAAGUGAGUUUGAGCCGUUCAGGAUCCAAAGCCAGACCUGUUAGAUAUGGCUCAAAGGGUGCAGAUUCUGAAGGACUCAGCAUGUCACAGAGGGAACUCAGAGAUGAGGAUGCAAGGUUAGUGUAUAUAAACGACCCUGGGAAAACCAAUGAAACGUUUGAGUUUGGAGGAAACUCUAUCCGCACAUCAAAAUACUCUGUCCUCACUUUCAUCCCAAGGAACCUGUUUGAACAAUUCCACAGGGUUGCUUACGUGUACUUUCUCAUUAUUGCCAUUCUCAACCAGCUUCCCCAGCUUGCGGUGUUUGGAAGAGGCGUUUCCAUUUUGCCACUGACUUUUGUGUUGUUUGUGACAGCUGUGAAGGAUGUGUAUGAGGAUUGGAGGAGGCACAAGAGUGAUAGAGUUGAGAACAACAGGUUGGCGUCGGUUUUGGUUGAUGGGAAGUUUGAGGAGAAGAAGUGGAGGGAUGUUAGAGUUGGUGAGGUGAUAAGGAUCAAGGCAAAUGAACCCAUCCCUUGUGAUAUUGUGUUGCUCUCAACUAGUGAUCCAACUGGGGUUGCAUAUGUGCAGACUAUUAAUCUUGAUGGGGAGUCAAAUUUGAAGACUAGGUAUGCAAAACAAGAGACACAUGGCAAGGAGGGGUUUGGUGGGGUGAUCAAGUGUGAGAAGCCUAAUAGGAACAUAUAUGGAUUUCUGGCUAACAUGGAGGUUGAUGGCAAGAAGUUGUCACUUGGAUCAUCCAACAUUGUGCUUAGAGGAUGUGAGCUCAAGAAUACUAGUUUGGCAAUUGGGGUUGCUGUGUAUUGUGGGAGUGAGACCAAGGCCAUGCUGAAUAGCUCCGGAGCUCCUUCUAAGAGGAGCAGGUUGGAGACACGCAUGAAUUUUGAGAUCAUUUGGCUCUCUUUCUUCCUUGUGGCAUUGUGUACUGUCACCUCAGUUUGUGCUGCUGUGUGGUUGAAGCGCCACAAGGAUGAGUUGAAUCUGUUGCCUUAUUAUAGGAAACUGGACUUUUCAGAAGAGGGGGAGGUGGAAAACUAUAAGUACUAUGGAUGGGGGUUGGAAAUUUUAUUCACAUUCCUCAUGUCAGUUAUAGUAUUCCAGGUCAUGAUUCCCAUUUCAUUGUACAUUUCCAUGGAGCUUGUUAGGGUUGGUCAGGCCUACUUCAUGAUCCGGGACAACAGAAUGUAUGAUGAGGAAACCAAGUCAAGGUUCCAGUGCAGGGCUUUGAACAUUAAUGAAGAUUUGGGGCAGAUUAAGUACGUUUUCUCAGACAAAACUGGCACACUCACUCAGAACAAGAUGGAGUUUCAAUGUGCAAGCAUCUGGGGGGUUGAUUACAAUUCUACAAAAGACAACAUGGAGGGUGAGCAAGUUGAACAUUCUGUGGAAGUGGAUGGAAAGGUCAUCAGACCAAAGAUGAAGGUGAAAGUUAAUCCAGAGCUUUUGCAGCUAUCAAGAAGUGGACUUCAAAAUGUGGAGGGAAAACGGAUUCAUGAUUUCUUUCUAGCACUGGCAACCUGCAACACUAUUGUGCCUCUUCUUGUUGACACACCGGACCCUGAUGUCAAGCUGAUAGAUUACCAGGGAGAAUCACCGGAUGAACAAGCAUUGGCUUAUGCUGCUGCUGCCUAUGGUUUUAUGCUCAUAGAGCGAACUUCGGGCCAUAUAAUCCUUGAUAUUCAUGGGGAAAGACAGAAGUUCAAUGUCUUGGGUUUGCAUGAAUUUGACAGUGACAGGAAGAGGAUGUCGGUUAUAUUGGGGUACCCUGACAGUUCUGUGAAAGUUUUUGUCAAAGGAGCAGACACAUCCAUGCUUAAUGUGAUAGACAAGUCAUUUAACAUGGACUUAGUAAGAGCCACCGAGGCACAUCUUCACUCUUACUCUUCCAUGGGUUUGAGGACACUUGUUAUUGGCACGAGAGACUUGAAUGCUUCAGAAUUUGAGAAGUGGCAUUCAGCCUUUGAGGCAGCAAGCACUGCUGUGUUUGGCAGGGCUGCGCUGCUCCGCAGGGUUUCUAGCAUUGUAGAGAGCAGUCUCAGCGUAUUGGGAGCAUCAGCCAUUGAAGAUAAACUGCAACAAGGUGUGCCUGAAUCCAUUGAGUCUCUAAGGAUUGCAGGCAUUAAAGUGUGGGUUCUGACUGGGGACAAACAAGAAACUGCCAUAUCCAUUGGCUACUCUUCAAAGCUCCUAACAAGCAGAAUGACUCAAAUUAUAAUCAAUAGCAAAACCAGAGAAUCAUGUAGAAAAAGUUUGGAAGAUGCCCUUGUCAUGUCUAAAAAGCUCCUGUCCUCAUCUGGGGUUGCCAACGAUGCUGGAGGAAGUUCAGAUGCAACUCCAGUAGCUUUGAUCAUUGAUGGUACCAGUCUCGUGCAUAUUCUUGACAGUGAACUCGAAGAACAGCUAUUUCAACUUGCAAGUAGAUGCUCUGUUGUUCUAUGUUGCCGUGUUGCUCCACUUCAAAAGGCUGGGAUAGUUGCCCUUGUGAAGAAUAGGACAUCUGACAUGACACUAGCCAUUGGAGAUGGUGCUAAUGAUGUCUCAAUGAUCCAAAUGGCUGAUGUUGGAGUUGGCAUCAGUGGACAAGAGGGUCGGCAAGCUGUAAUGGCAUCUGAUUUUGCAAUGGGGCAGUUUAGGUUUUUGGUUCCUCUCUUAUUGAUACAUGGACACUGGAAUUAUCAACGGCUUGGUUACAUGAUACUAUACAACUUCUACAGAAAUGCUGUCCUUGUUCUAGUCCUAUUUUGGUAUGUGCUCUUCACUGCCUUCACUUUGACAACCGCCAUAAAUGAAUGGAGCACGACGUUAUAUUCAAUAAUCUACAGUUCAUUGCCAACUAUAAUUGUUGGUAUUCUAGACAAGGAUCUUGGUAGAAGGACUUUGCUAAAGUAUCCUCAACUUUAUGGGGCAGGACAGAGACAUGAGGCCUACAACAAGAAAUUGUUUGUGUGGACAAUGUUAGAUACUUUGUGGCAAAGCUUGGUUAUCUUCUGGGCUCCCCUCUUUGCAUAUUGGAGUAGCACAGUUGAUGUGGCAAGCAUUGGAGACCUUUGGACUUUUGGAGUUGUUAUUUUGGUUAAUUUACACUUGGCCAUGGAUGUCAUAAGGUGGUAUUGGCUGACCCAUGUUGUCAUUUGGGGUUCUAUUGUUGCAACUUUCAUUAGUGUCAUGAUCAUUGAUGCUAUCCCCAAUCUUCCUGGCUACUGGGCCUUCUUUCAUGUUGCAGGAACUGGAUUGUUCUGGUUAUUGUUGCUUGGAAUCGUGAUAGCUGCAUUGCUUCCUCGUUUGGUUGUAAAGUUUGUCUAUCAGUAUUAUUUUCCUAAUGAUAUUCAGAUUUGCAGAGAAGCCGAGAAGAUUGGAUAUGAGAGAGUAGUUGAAAGUGGACAGAUAGAGAUGCUUCCUAUCUCAGACAAUCCACCAAGAUAAGAGAAGUGAUAUUUUGUCUUUUUAUUUUUUAAUUUUUUUUGUAAAGUUGCAUAUUCUUUAGGCUACUUGAGAGUAUUUGUGUUUAUUCCCGGAUUUCAUUGGUUCCUAUCCGAAGGAUAGAGGUUUUGUUAUCACUGCAGAGUGCAGAGGUUUGUUGAAUCUUCAUUCUUUUGUACCAUAAACUUAGCAUGUUGUAAAUUAACCUUGAUUAAAUUUAAAGAAGAAAAAGAAACAGUUGAUUACAUGUUACAUAUUAAAUUUUUUACACGAAGGGUU
This is a messenger RNA of Cajanus cajan (pigeon pea), 4154 nucleotides long. RefSeq names its product phospholipid-transporting ATPase 1. Gene Ontology annotation, molecular function: ATP hydrolysis activity; ATPase-coupled intramembrane lipid carrier activity; ATP binding. Gene Ontology annotation, cellular component: plasma membrane. NCBI's taxonomy places the organism in Eukaryota, Viridiplantae, Streptophyta, Magnoliopsida, Fabales, Fabaceae. Gene Ontology annotation, biological process: phospholipid translocation. The record is from RefSeq and is a predicted model, not a curated record.